Molecule: messenger RNA, 1655 nt
Organism: Cygnus atratus (black swan)
Lineage: Eukaryota; Metazoa; Chordata; Aves; Anseriformes; Anatidae
Gene: TEAD4
Product: TEA domain transcription factor 4
Exons: 13
Coding region: 407-1387 (326 amino acids)
Biological process (GO): embryonic organ development; hippo signaling; regulation of transcription by RNA polymerase II
Cellular component (GO): transcription regulator complex
Molecular function (GO): DNA-binding transcription factor activity, RNA polymerase II-specific; RNA polymerase II cis-regulatory region sequence-specific DNA binding
Source: RefSeq, a predicted model, not a curated record
AAAAUGGAAGCCAUUUUAAAGUCAACUACCUGCGAGAGCGAUUGAGAAAAAGCUGCAGAGGACGUCCCAUUGCUGUUAAAAAGUCCUGGAGCAGAAGGAGGAUUUGAAGCCGGUCCUCUCUGCCUUUGCGGAACAGCAGCUGCUCUUGCCUCGCUCAGGUUCUGAGUCUGCUUCUCCACGUGGCACCUUGGAGCUUCUAGCUGGCACCAUUACCUCCAACGAGUGGAGCUCUCCCACCUCCCCUGAGGGGAGCAACGACUCAGGGGGCAGUGAGGCCUUGGACAAACCAAUUGACAAUGAUGCUGAGGGUGUAUGGAGUCCGGACAUUGAGCAGAGCUUCCAGGAAGCGCUAGCCAUCUACCCACCAUGCGGACGGCGGAAGAUAAUCUUGUCAGACGAAGGCAAGAUGUAUGGCCGAAAUGAGCUGAUUGCCCGCUAUAUUAAGCUGAGAACAGGGAAAACACGCACAAGGAAACAGGUAUCUAGUCACAUCCAGGUCCUGGCAAGGCGGAAAGCCAGAGAGAUCCAAGCCAAGCUCAAGGAUCAGGCAGCUAAAGAUAAAGCCAUGCAGAGUAUGGCUACAAUGUCAUCUGCCCAGAUUAUCUCUGCAACUGCCUUCCAUAGUAAAAUGGCUUUGCCUGGUCUCCCACGACCAGCCUACCCUGCUGUUUCUGGGUUUUGGCAAGGACCUUUGCCAGGCCAAGCUGGAUCUUCUCAAGAUGUGAAACCUUUUUCUCAACAACCAUAUGCUGUACAGCCUCCGCUGCCACUACCAGGGUUUGAGUCUCCUGCUGGUCUCUCCCCUUCACCAUCAGUACCAGCUUGGCAAGGACGAAGAGUUGCUAGCUCCAAACUUUGGAUGUUAGAAUUCUCUGCAUUCUUGGAACAGCAGCAAGAUCAAGAUACAUAUAACAAACACCUGUUCGUGCACAUUGGGCAAUCAAGUCCCAGCUACAAUGAUCCCUAUCUUGAGGCAGUGGAUAUCCGGCAGAUCUAUGACAAGUUCCCUGAGAAAAAAGGGGGCCUGAAGGAGCUGUUUGAAAGGGGGCCAGCUAAUGCCUUCUUCCUUGUCAAGUUCUGGGCUGAUUUGAACACCAAUAUUGAAGAUGAAUCCAGAUCUUUCUAUGGUGUUUCAAGCCAAUAUGAGAGCCCGGAAAACAUGGUCAUUACCUGUUCCACUAAAGUGUGUUCCUUUGGAAAGCAGGUGGUGGAGAAAGUGGAGACAGAGUAUGCACGGUAUGAAAAUGGACACUAUUCCUAUCGCAUUCACCGUUCCCCUCUUUGUGAAUACAUGAUAAACUUCAUUCAUAAACUCAAGCACCUUCCUGAGAAGUAUAUGAUGAACAGUGUGCUGGAGAACUUUACUAUCUUACAGGUGGGACUUUGAACUGUUUUCGUUGGAGCUUGGAAACAUGUUGUGACAAACAGGGACACACAGGAGACCUUGCUGUGCAUAGCAUAUGUUUUUGAGGUGUCAGCUAGUGACCAUGGUGCCCAGCAUCACAUCUACCGGCUGGUGAAGGACUAGAGACUUAUCUGCCCUGAGUCAUCCAUGGGAUGCAUGCCUGAGGAAAAAGCCUAUGCUUGAAAAUCCCUUGUUCCCUCAUACCAAACUGAAAAAUAAACUGCAGAUACUGUGUAUUUUCAGAAAAGCA